UAUAUACAAUAGUAGCUCAAAAUAGUAUCAUCAGUUGCAAGAAUUUCAAAAUAAAAUGUCCUCAUCAUUGAAUGGUCGUCGUCCUCGCGUAAUUGUCAACGGAAUCAGAAGAACAAGAACCUUUCAUUACUUCAGGUGCCUUAACUGCCAACGCACCAUCCGUACAGUCCUUUCAAACGCACACGAAAUUUCAUGUCCUUACUGCUCCAACGACCUCCGUCAUCACGAGCUCGACAUUUCCAGGCCGAUAUGGCGGCCGCCUCUUCUCGAAUCCUUAUCCCUCGGCGGCCGCACUUUACUCGAAAGCUUAGCCCUAGCACUUGAUAACGCCUCAAGACCUCGUCCCACCGGUUUCGGACGGACGGCACCGUCGAGCGAAGGAGAUCGAGAACCCUACAACCCAACAACUAACCAACUUUUUUUAGAGCCGUGGAUUACCUUCCGAUUUUUUCGAGAAGAUGAUGAUGAAAACGACGACGUUUUCACGAACGCCUUAAACGAGACAGUAUUAGGAGGAGGAGGACAGCCUGGUCACCGACGACGUCGGGCGGUGGAGGCAUGCUUGACUAGGGUUAGGGUUACGGAAAUGGAGUUGAGAAGGGACCCGAUUUGUCCGGUUUGUAAGGAGGAGUUCGAGGUGGGGGAGGAAGUGAGAGAGUUGGCGUGUAAGCAUUUCUAUCAUUCUGAUUGUAUUCUUCCAUGGCUGAGACUCCAUACGACUUGUCCCGUUUGUCGGUAUGAUGUAGAGGAUCGUCAAGAGGAAGAAGACGACGACGAAGAUGGGUCCAAUACGGUGCGUUUUUGGUGGACUCAGUUGCUUUCUCUUUGGCCUUUUCGUGCUUUUCUGGAUUGUUGGAGGCAUAUGAUGAUGAGCUUUGAUUAUCCACAUGAUUACGAUCAUCAACAGAAUAAUGUUUCUCCGGCUACCACCUGGUGGCCGUCAUGGCUCAUUCUAUGAAAAAUUGAAAAUUAUAGGGAAUUGGUAACACAUACAUAUAUAUAUAUAUUAGCGUAUAUAUAGAUACUAUUCAAGCUAAUUAACUCCAUGCAGCCACGAAAUGUGUUCAUAUUAAAUUUAUCAGGUAUAUAUAUAUACCAGUUUCUCGUUUAAGUUAUGAUGUGUGCACCGCAAGUAUAAGUUUAUUUAUUGACGAUGUGUAAAAAAUUUAGUAAAAAGUUCGUAAAUUAGAUAUAGUAUUAUAGUGUAUAUACUUAUUGGUCUCUAUUGUAAUUAUUCCUCUUUUUUUUUUUUUUUUUUUUUUUUAUGAAUAAGAAAGAUUGUAUUGCUCAACAAACCAUUACAAGACAAAGUCUAUGAAACCCAACACAAUUACAAGACCCAAUUCCAACCCAACAAUCUGCCGAAACAAGUGAAGGCCCUAUAUAUAAUCUGUACAAAUCAAUUCAGAGACAAACGGUUAAUAAAUUCUCUAUCUUUCCUAGAUGCUUUACAUGGCAACACACUAAAUACCCGAAAUUUACAAUCAUGCUGAAUUCUACUAACUGUGUGUUGAAUUUGCCAAAGCUUGUGAUUCCAAAGUGCAUCAUUCCUCACUCUCCAUAUAUGAUACACUGUUGUAGCAAGAAAAGAGAACAGUAUGCUCUUGUAUAUCCUGGAUUUAAGCUUGGCAUGAGAGACCCAAUGCAGAAGACAAGUGAGAUUAGUUGAUUGUGCAUUCCAAUUAAGCCAAUUUUUGA
Molecule: messenger RNA, 1698 nt
Organism: Humulus lupulus (European hop)
Lineage: Eukaryota; Viridiplantae; Streptophyta; Magnoliopsida; Rosales; Cannabaceae
Product: E3 ubiquitin-protein ligase RZF1
Exons: 3
Coding region: 56-958 (300 amino acids)
Biological process (GO): protein ubiquitination
Cellular component (GO): cytoplasm
Molecular function (GO): ubiquitin protein ligase activity
Source: RefSeq, a predicted model, not a curated record